Molecule: messenger RNA, 472 nt
Organism: Ochotona princeps (American pika)
Lineage: Eukaryota; Metazoa; Chordata; Mammalia; Lagomorpha; Ochotonidae
Product: NADH dehydrogenase [ubiquinone] 1 alpha subcomplex subunit 6
Exons: 1
Coding region: 19-405 (128 amino acids)
Biological process (GO): response to oxidative stress
Source: RefSeq, a predicted model, not a curated record
GAGGAGGUGAGGGGCAAGAUGGCGGCCAGCGGCCUUCAGCUGGCCGCGGCUGUGGGCGGUACGUUUGUGAAGCCCAUUUUCAGUCGCGACCUGAACGAAGCCAAGCGGAGAGUGCGCGAGCUCUAUCGCGCCUGGUAUCGGGAGGUACCGAACGCAGUGCACUUAUUCCAGCUAGACAUCACCGUGCAGCAGGGACGGCAUAAAGUCCUAGAAAUGUUUAUGAAGAAUGCACAUGUUACGGACCCCAGGGUGGUUGAUCUUCUGGUCAUUAAGGGAAAGAUGGAACUGGAGGAGACCAUUAAUGUCUGGAAGCAACGCACACAUAUCAUGCGGUUCUUCCAUGAAACAGAAACACCGAAGCCGAAGGAUUUCCUGUCCAAGUUCUAUGUUGGCCAUGACCCCUGAAGUCACUCAUGCAAAGGUGCAUGUUGUUAUUUAAUUAUUUUAAAUAAAUUCAGCAUGCUGCAAAAAA